GUAGCGGCAAGCAGUGCGACUGGACUUCAAUCAUGCGCACAGCUCUGCACUCUGCGCUCUCUGACAUUGUAGUGGCGUGUUGCCUAAUAGAAACGUGAACCACGAACUUUUGCCCUCUCUUGUGUGAUGAGAAACAAAAAAAGAACCACAAAGAAGUGACCAUGUUUUCGCAAAAUCCGAUAAGUAGCCUUGCUAAAUAUGUUUCGAAGCCGUCGGCCGUGGGACAGGUUGAGGUUUGUAUGGUUGAAUGUCAGUCUUCUUGCGCUGUUAGGACCGUUGUCCCAGACGGAGAAACCGUAGACCAUGGGAGCGUAGCAAAUCAGGCUGAUCUGAAGGUAAGAAGAAACCGGUCAGUUAGUGUUUAACUGUUUACAUUUAUAUUCCAAUUUUAGAUAUACAUGUAUGGUGUUAUACUGCACACAAAAAUUAUGAAUUGAUUUAUAAAUUAUGAAUUGAUGUAUUUGAAAUCUGUGAAAAUAUUGUUUUGAGUCACGACAGUCGGACCAUGUUGUGUGUCCAUGUCACAUCUAUCCCUUGACCCAUUGGUUGGAGGUUAUUACUGUACUGUACAUAGAACGCUCUCUCUCACUUUACAUUCCCAUCAACAAACAUGGAGUAUCUCAGUAUUUGUUUAACAGACAGUGUGAGCUGGGGCUUUCCUCAUAGGACAUACAGUAAAAUAAUUUUACAAAAUGUAUUGCCCAUAUGUGAUACAAGGCCACGAGUUCAUAUUCAUCAGAUGAGUUGGUGUUAUUUGUUAUUGUAUGGUAGCCUGUAGUUUUACCAUGUUAGAAAAUGGCAUUGGCGGUGUUCACAAUGACUGCCAAUGCACCGAAUGCUCCCUGGCCUCUCCUCUCCUCCACUUAGCCCGGCACUUGAGUGUCAGAUCCAGAUGAGCGUUGACUCUAAGCAGAGUCACAUUGUUACCGUGUGAGCAGGGUUACUUAUGGUCAUGUGGUCCUGGACCUGUUAGUAAUGCAUUGGGCUUUCAACCCCUCUGUUUUACACCAGCAGUCUCUGAUCUGUGCGCUCCAUCCAUUUUAACCCUAACCCUAGCCCUCAUAUUAAAGCCACACUCCUCCACCUCCACUCCAGAGUAGGUCACUAACAAUGUUGACAAUGGAGAAAUCAUUGUGAAGCACCCAUGACCUAACUUGCCCUCUGCUUCAAGCCUUUUUAAGGGGCGGCCACAAAUCCAAGUCAAGAUUUCCUUCAGCUGAUUGCAAUAAAUUUUUUAUGGCAUCCAGUAUUUAAAGGGCUAUAAAAAACGUUGCUGCUUUGACUUCUGAAAACACUGAGCCUACAUAUAACUGACAUGAUCAAGUAUGUGCAUCUCUAACUUUUCUCUUUCUCCUGCUCUCAUCCUCUACCUCUCUUAAGGAGAAGGUGUGUCCCUGUGAGGCCUGGUGUCUCCAGAAGACGGCAUAUGAGAACCUGGCCUACGAGCCUGGGAGUCAGACUGAGCUCUACCCCCAACCCCGGGCCCUCUCCCGGGCUGUUUUCCAUCUCUCUGGCCUCACCCCCAAGUCCUCCAUCCAGGCCAUCGAGAGCCCCAUCGCUAGCCUGAAGGGAGUGGUGUCUGUCGACUUCUCCGCGGCCAGUGGCCUGGCUCAGGUGGACUAUUACGCAUCAUCUAUCUCUACCAGGGAGUUAUCUCUGGAGAUCCAGGCCAUGGGCUACGGCAUUGUGGACGUGGCUGGGGAAGAGGUGACUAAGAUCGGGGAGACAGAGGCCACAGAGUCUCUGACGAGGAUAAGGGUGGAGGGUAUGACAUGCCAGUCCUGUGUGCACUCCAUCGAGGGACGGAUAGGGACCCUGCCAGGGGUUCUGCACAUCAACGUGUCUCUGAGCGAGCAAGAGGCAGUAGUACGAUUUCAGCCCCACACAGUGACAUCUGAGGAGCUAAAGGAACAGAUUGAGAAUAUGGGAUUUGGCGCAACUCUUACAAACAAAGACACAAGUAUCGAUUGUGGGCAAGGGGAGACACCUGCGUCAUCCUCCAUCUUGGAUUCACUGACUCAGACGUCAGUCAUUGGGAUUGUAGGGAUGACCUGUAAUUCAUGUGUCCGGUCCAUAGAGGGGAAGAUCUCUGAGAUGACUGGGGUGUGUUCUAUAGUGGUGUCAUUAAAUGAGGAAAAGGGAACCGUCACCUUUGACCCCAAUCUGACUCAGCCAGAGGAACUAAGGGCAGCCAUUGAAGGCAUGGGAUUUGAUGCUUCACUCAUAGGUAUGCUUAAUUAUUUAUUUCACCUUAGAAAUGUAACAACAAUCACAAACUGCACUUUCAUAAUCACACAUUUCUUUCACGUAAUAUGGUGAGGGGGGCAGCACAACUGAGUAUGUACAUUGUUGUACAGAAUGCAGAGAAAUGGUUUACUUCAACAUUCCAAACCCACCAAAUUGGCAGUCUGGCAGUGGGGGGUAUACAGUAAUACUGCUCUCAAUGGACAAUGCUGUUCAAAGCAUUCCAUUUCCAUCCAGCCUUGCUAUUGGUGGAGAGCAGGCAGCGCUUGGGCACGUCUCCUUGGAAACGAGACAAGUGUGCUUUCUAAUGUGGCAUCAAGUGUUCUUGAAUUACCCAGACUUGGGGCCAGUAAAACAAGCUUAUAAACGGAUUAUGAAACGGUUUGGUUCUUUUAUUCCCCCCCCUACACUGAAAGCACUCUCUCUCCAGCCAUGCAUAAUCCAUCCGACCAAUGGUCUUGUUAAUAUGUUGUAUUAUUUUCUUCUAAAGAAUCUGGUUCUGCAGAAACUCUACCAACUCCUCCACUUCAAAGACCAAACACCCCCCUUUCCCCCUACUCCCCCAAAAUGGCUCACAGUAGCUCUGACCUUACCAAGACUUCCAUUAACGGUAGCUCUGGCUCUACCAAGAUGGCCACUGCCGGUGAGGAGGGGAAGGUUCAGAAGUGCUUCAUCCGUGUGACAGGCAUGACCUGUGCCUCCUGUGUGGCCAACAUUGAGAGGAACUUACUCAAACACAGAGGUGGGUGAUGUUAUCCUUUAGGUCACUGUCAUUACCCAUAGAGUCACUAAGCAGAACGCUUGACCUGGCAGUACAGUUUCCAUCAUGAGGAUAAAAAAUGAUUUUGUGGUGAUGCCACUUUCGCUAGCUAGGGGUUAACUGCACACCAUUGUGUGUGUGUGUGUGGUAUGUGUGUGUGUGUGUGUUCCAGGUGUCAUCUCAGUGCUGGUUGCCCUCAUGGCUGGUAAGGCGGAGGUGAAGUAUGACCCUGGUUUUGUUGAUGCCAAGCAGAUAACACAGCGCAUAGAGUGCCUAGGCUUCGGUGCCACGCUGAUAGAGGACAACGCUGUUAUGGACGGGAAACUGGACCUCUCUGUGAGUCCUCUUGUUGGCUGAGACAACAUGGAGAAAGAAGAAAUACAUUUCUAUGCUUGGUUAAAUACAUGUUCUAUUUUUUGAUGUGUAGUCCAGUCCUACAUCGGCCCAAAGUAUUGUCUGGUACAGCUGCAUUAAGUUUCAAUUUGUUUGGCUCAUCUCAUGUGUAGGUAACUGGGAUGACGUGUGCGUCGUGUGUCCAUAACAUUGAGUCCAAACUCACCAGGACCAAAGGGAUUCUAGAAGCCUCAGUUGCACUGGCAACCAACAAAGCCCAGAUCAAGUUUGACCCAGAAGUGCUUGGAGCUCGUGACAUCAUCAGAAUGAUUGAGGUACAGUGCCUUGCAAAUGUAUUCAUCCCCCUUGGUGUUUUUCCUAUUUUGUUGCAUUACAACCUGUAAUUUAAAUGGAUUUUUAUUUGGAUUUCAUGUAAUGGACAUACACAGUUGGACAAUAGUCCAAAUUGGUGAAGUGAAAUUAAAAAAAUAACUUGUUUCAAAAAAGUAUAAAAAAUAAAUAACGGAAAGGUGGUGCGUGCAUAUGUAUUCACCCCCUUUGCUAUGAAGCCCCUAAAUAAGAUCUGGUGCAACCAAUUACCUUCAGAAGUCACAUAUUUAGUUAAAUAAAGUCCACCUGUGUGCAAUCUAAGUGUCACAUGAUCUGUCACAUGAUCUCAGUAUAUAUACACCUGUUCUGAAAGGCCCCAGAGUCUGCAACACCACUAAGCAACGGGCACCACCAAGCAAGCGGCACCAUGAAGACCAAAGAGCUCUCCAAACAGGUCAGGGACAAAGUUGUGGAGAAGUACAGAUCAGGGUUGGGUUAUAAAAAAAUAUCCGAAACUUUUAACAUCCCACGGAGCACCAUUCAAUCCAUUAUUGAAAAAUUGAAAGAAUAUGGCACCACAACAAACCUGCCAAGAGAGGGCUGCCCACCAAAACUCACGGACCAGGCAAGGAGGGCAUCAGAGAGGCAACAAAGAGACCAAAGAUAACCCUGAAGGAGCUGCAAAGCUCAUCAGCGGAGAUUGGAGUAUCUGUCCAUAGGACCACUUUAAGCCGUACACUCCACAGAGCUGGGCUUUACGGAAGAGUGGCCAGAAAAAAGCCAUUGCUUAAAGAAGGCGAACACGUUUGGUGUUCGCCAAAAGCCAUGUGGGAGACUCCUCGAACAUAUGGAAGAAGGUACUCUGGUCAGAUGAGACUAAAAUUAAGCUUUUUGGCCGUCAAGAAAAACGCUAUGUCUGGCGCAAACCCAACACUUCUCAUCACCCCGAGAACACCAUCCCCACAGUGAAGCAUGGUGGUGGCAGCAUCAUGCUGUGGGGAUGUUUUUCAUCGGCAUGGACUGGGAAACUGGUCAGAAUUGAAGGAAUGAUGGAUGGCGCUAAAUAUAGGGAAAUAUUGACUUGAAGAAUGGGCAAAAAUCCCAGUGACUAGAUGUGCCAAGCUUAUAGAGACAUACCCCAAGAGACUUGCAGCUGUAAAAGGUGGCUCUACAAAGUAUUGAUUUUGGGGGGGUGAAUAGUUAUGCACGCUCAAGUUUUCUGUUUUUUUGUCUUAUGUUUCACAAAAAAUAUAUAUUUUGCAUCUUCAACGUGGUAGGCAUGUUGUGUAAAUCAAAUGACACAAACACCCAAAAAAAUCCAUUUUAAUUCCAGGUUGUAAGGCAACAAAGUAGGAAAAAUGCCAUGGGGGGUGAAUACUUUCGCAAGCCACUGUAGCUACCUAUAACUUGACUUUGCUGUCAUGUCUCUUUAAAUGUAGUUGUUGAAUUUGUUUUUUCCAUCACCAACCCCUUGUUGUUGUCCAAUAAUUGUUUCCAACACCUAUGCAUUCACAUUGUGCAAUUACAGUGUUGGUACAGUGGGGUAAAAAAGUAUUUAGUCAGCCACCAAUUGUGCAAGUUCUCCCACUUAAAAAGAUGAGAGAGGCCUGUAAUUUUCAUCAUAGGUACACGUCAACUAUGACAGACAAAUUGAGAAGAAAAAAAUCCAGAAAAUCACAUUGUAGGAUUUUUGAUGAAUUUAUUUGCAAAUUAUGGUGGAAAAACAAGUAUUUGGUCACCUACAAACAAGCAAGAUUUCUGGCUCUCACAGACCUGUAACUUCUUCUUUAAGAGGCUCCUCUGUCCUCCACUCGUUACCUGUAUUAAUGGCACCUGUUUGAACUUGUUAUCAGUAUAAAAGACACCUGUCCACAACCUCAAACAGUCACACUCCAAACUCCACUAUGGCCAAGACCAAAGAGCUGUCAAAGGACACCAGAAACAAAAUUGUAGACCUGCACCAGGCUGGGAAGACUGAAUCUGCAAUAGGUAAGCAGCUUGGUUUGAAGAAAUCAACUGUGGGAGCAAUUAUUAGGAAAUGGAAGACAUACAAGACCACUGAUAAUCUCCCUCGAUCUGGGGCUCCACGCAAGAUCUCACCCCGUGGGGUCAAAAUGAUCACAAGAACGGUGAGCAAAAAUCCCAGAACCACACGGGGGGACCUAGUGAAUGACCUGCAGAGAGCUGGGACCAAAGUAACAAAGCCUACCAUCAGUAACACACUACGCUGCCAGGGACUCAAAUCCUGCAGUGCCAGACGUGUCCCCCUGCUUAAGCCAGUACAUGUCCAGGCCCGUCUGAUGUUUGCUAGAGUGCAUUUGGAUGAUUCAGAAGAGGAUUGGGAGAAUGUCAUAUGGUCAGAUGAAACCAAAAUAUAACUUUUUGGUAAAAACUCAACUCGUCGUGUUUGGAGGACAAAGAAUGCUGAGUUGCAUCCAAAGAACACCAUACCUACUGUGAAGCAUGGGGGUGGAAACAUCAUGCUUUGGGGCUGUUUUUCUGCAAAGGGACCAGGACGACUGAUCUGUGUAAAGCAAAGAAUGAAUGGGGCCAUGUAUCGUGAGAUUUUGAGUGAAAACCUCCUUCCAUCAGCAAGGGCAUUGAAGAUGAAACGUGGCUGGGUCUUUCAGCAUGACAAUGAUCCCAAACACACCGCCCGGGCAACGAAUGAGUGGCUUCGUAAGAAGCAUUUCAAGGUCCUGGAGUGGCCUAGCCAGUCUCCAGAUCUCAACCCCAUAGAAAAUCUUUGGAGGGAGUUGAAAGUCCGUGUUGCCCAGCGACAGCCCCAAAACAUCACUGCUCUAGAGGAGAUCUGCAUGGAGGAAUGGGCCAAAAUACCAGUGUGGUCCUCUGUAGCUCAGCUGGUAGAGCACGGCGCUUGUAACGCCAAGGUAGUGGGUUCGAUCCCCGGGACCACCCAUACACAAAAAUGUAUGCACGCACGACUGUAAGUCGCUUUGGAUAAAAGCGUCUGCUAAAUGGCAUAUUAUUAUUAUUAUUAUUACCAGCAACAGUGUGUGAAGACUUACAGAAAACGUUUGACCUGUGUCAUUGCCAACAAAGGGUAUAUAACAAAGUAUUGAGAAACUUUUGUUAUUGACCAAAUACUUAUUUUCCACCAUAAUUUGCAAAUAAAUUAAUUAAAAAUCCUACAAAUGUGAUUUUCUGGAUUUUUUCUUCUCAUUUUGUCGUUCAUAGUUGACGUGUACCUAUGAUGAAAAUUACAGGCCUCUCUCAUCUUUUUAAGUGGGAGAACUUGCACAAUUGGUGGCUGACUAAAUACUUUUUUCCCCCACUGUACAUAUUCUUACAACUGUUAUACCUCUGUCUGUGCCAGGGGCUAGGCUUUGGGGCGUCUCUAAUGAAAGCUGAAGGCUUUGGGAACAACCUGGAUCAUGGGGAGGAGAUUCAACAGCAAGUAUUUGUUUUGGUAGUCUUUAGAUUCUGACCUGAGAUACGUGUUCUUGAAUCAACCUUGAUUUGUUUUAACACACUCUCCUCUCUGCAUGCGUCCUGUGUGUGUGUGUGUUUGUGUGUGUUCCAGGUGGAAGAACUCAUUCCUGUUCAGUCUGGUGUUUGGGGUGCCAGUGAUGGGUUUGAUGAUCUACAUGAUGGUGAUGGACAGUCAGCACGGGGAACACGGUGGCUCUAUGCCCGAGGAGCAGAACCUUCUCCCAGGCCUCUCCCUCCUCAACCUGGCCUUCUUCCUCCUCUGUACACCUGUCCAGGUACAGUAAGACCCUACCGAGCCCUACUACUGAUUAUCUACUCUAUGUAGUAGUCCAUGAUAUAAUACCUGUAAGUCACAUUUAUCUCUCUCUCGCUCUCUCGCUCUCUCGCAAUCUCUUUGUCUCUCCUCUGUCUCUCUCUCUCUCUCUCCUCCUCUCUCCCUCCCCCCACCUCCUACUCCUCCAUCAGAUCUUUGGGGGUCGUUAUUUCUACAUGCAGGCGUACCGCUCGUUGAGACACCGCACGGCUAACAUGGACGUCCUCAUCGUCUUGGCAACUUCCAUCGCCUACGUCUACUCAGUUGUGGUCCUCGUCGUGGCGAUGGCAGAGAGAGCCAAUCAAAGCCCUGUCACCUUCUUUGACACCCCGCCCAUGCUCUUCGUCUUCAUUGCCCUGGGCCGGUGGCUGGAGCACAUAGCAAAGGUACCUACUCUACUGUACUCUACUCUACUCUAUUAUACUCUAUUAUACUCUAUUCUACACUACUCUUCUCUACUCUAUUCUAUUCUACUCUACUAUAUUCUACACUACUCUACUCUAUUCUACUCUACGCUAUUCUACUCUAUUCUACACUACUCUUCUAUUCUACUCUACUCUAUUCUACUCUACUCUACUCUAUUAUACUCUAUUCUACUCAAUUCUACACUACUCUAUUCUAUUCUACUAUACUCUAUUCUACACUACUCUACUCUACUCUAUUCUACUGUACUCCACUCUAUUCUAUUCUACUGUACUCUAUUUUACUCUAUUCUACUCUACUCUAUUCUACUCUAUUCUAUUCUGCUGUUCUCUACUCUAUUCUACUCUACUCUAUUCUAUUCUUCUAUUCUACUCUAUUCUAAUCUAUUCUACAAUACGCUACUAUAUUCUACUAUAUUCUACUCUAUUCUACACUACUCUAUUCUGCUCUACUCUAUUCUACACUACUCUAUUCUACUCUAUUCUACUGUACUCUGCUCUAUUCUACUCUAUUCUAUUAUAUUAUACUCUUCUCUAUUCUACACUACUCUACACUACUCUACUCUUUUCUGUUCUACUCUAUUCUACACUACUCUAUUCUACUCUACUCUAUGCUACACUACUCUAUUCUACUGUACUCUAUUCUAUUCUAUUCUACACUACUCUACUCUAUUCUAUUCUACUCUAUUCUAUUAUUUUCUACUUUAUUCUACUCUAUUCUAUUCUACUCUACUCUAGUCUACUCUAUUAUAUUCUACUAUAUUCUACUCGACUCGACUCUAUUCUACUCUACUAUAUUCUACUCAAUUCUAAUCUAUUCUACACUAUUCCAUUCUACUUUAUUCCAUUCUACUCUACUCUGCUCUAUUAUAUUCUACUCUAUUCCAUUCUAUUAUAUUCUACUCAAUUGUAUUCUACUCACUCUACUCUAUAGUAUUCUACUCUAUUCCAUUCUACACUACUCUAUUAUUUUCGACUCCAUUCUACUCUAUUCCAUUCGAUUCUACUCUACUCUACUGUACUCUAGUCCAUUCUACUCUACUCUACUCUAUUCUACUGUACUCUAUUCCAUUCUACUCUACUCUACUCCAUUCCAUUCUAUUAUAUUCUACUCUACUCUACUUUACUCCAUUCCAUUCUAUUCUAUUCUACUCAAUUCUAAUGGCAGUGUUUCCCCUACCAUUAGUUAUGCGGGUUGCAUUCCACUUUCCUUUACCUGGACCACAGCUAAAGGAGUUUUGGUUGGUAGUACUCCUGUUCCUCUCAGCUUUAUGGAUGGUUGAUCACCAGGGGGUUAUUGUAGGUCAUAAGCUGAAGGCUUAUCCUGAGGCGGCUGGUAAUUCCCAGGUUUAAUCAACAGCCUCUCACCUCAUUGUCUCUGUCUGUGUUUCCUGUUCCUGUUCUGCAGAGCAAGACAUCUGAGGCACUGGCCAAGCUGAUGUCACUGCAGGCUACUGAUGCCACUGUGGUCACGUUAGGUCCUGACCACUCCAUCCUCAGGUGAACACAAACCCAGACCCAUUUUCCCACAGUGAACACUUGUGAAAAAUACAUGUAUUUUAUAUGAUGUUUAUUAUUAUUAUAUUGGCCUCAUUUAAUCAAACCUGCCUUAGCCAUGAUUUCUCUACAAUCUGUUUAUAGCUGUGUCCAUAAACUAUUCUGAGAAUAUUUCACCGCAAUAAAUCUGUACUGUGUCUGUGCUGUGUGUGUGUGUGCAUACGUGCGCGCGCGCGCGUGUGUGUGUGUGUGUGUGCUUGUGUCUGUACUGUGUGUGUCAGUGAGGAGCAGGUGUCGGUGGAGCUGGUCCAGAGAGGGGACAUAGUGAAGGUGGUGCCUGGGGGAAAGUUCCCCGUGGACGGGAAGGUGAUCGAGGGAAGCUCCAUGGCAGAUGAGUCCCUCAUCACAGGUAAGAGCCGUUUUGUUGGGGAACCAAUGGGCCAAAGCGGUUUACUGUCAUUAUGGUCCUUUUGUGGUCUAUUGGUGGUUGACUGUGGUCAUCAGUGUUGUAGUGAAGGUAAAGGCAUGUAAACGCCGGUUACGCACCUUCUUUUAUUUAGCGCUAGCAAAAUACCACUAAAUGACCCAUCUAUCAUGGAAAAAUGCAUUGAAAAAUAUAGGUAGCAUUACUUUAUUCCCUGCUAACGGUGAUCAGCGUUUACCUACUUAUUUUCUUAACACUACAUCACUGGUAGUCAUUGUGGUAAUUUAGUGGUCUAUAUCGGUGGUUGUUGGGAAUCAUUGUGGUUCUUUGGUGGUCAAUGUUCUCUCUGUGGUCAGGUGAGCCCAUGCCUGUGAGUAAGAAGCCUGGCAGUUCAGUGAUAGCUGGCUCCAUCAACGCCCACGGAUCUCUACUGGUGCAGGCCACCCACGUAGGAGCAGACACUACCCUCUGUCAGAUAGUCAAACUAGUGGAGGAGGCACAGACAUCCAAGGUAAACAAACCACUUUAUGUCCAAGGUCAAGACUACAUGUCUUUGAUUGUAGGAUACAGCUACCUGUGUAAAUAUAAGACAAGAACACAAGUUGUAGGUUGCAAUAUAAUCAGUUAUUGAUGAUAUUUUCAAAGUAUCUGAAACAUCUCUUUUGUUGGACUAGGCCCCCAUCCAGCAGUUUGCAGACAGACUGAGUGGCUACUUUGUCCCAUUCAUAGUCAUUGUCUCAGUGCUAACACUGCUGGUCUGGCUGGUGAUCGGCUUUGUCAACUUCCACGUUGUGAAGGAGUACUUUCCUGUGAGUAACCACAAGAGCUUAUCAAACUCUUAUCAAAGCCUUAUGGCCUUAUGUACUUUCUGAAUGAAUGAAGAGAUCAGUCCUGAAUGAUAGUCUUAGUGUGUGUGUGUGUCUGUGUGUGUUUGUGUGUUUCCACCUCACAGGGUUACGAUGAGAACAUCCCCAAGACAGACGUUAUUGUCCGCUUCGCCUUCCAGGCCUCCAUCACAGUCCUGUCCAUCGCCUGCCCCUGCUCUCUGGGCCUGGCGACCCCGACAGCUGUCAUGGUGGGCACGGGGGUCGGAGCCCAGAACGGCAUCCUCAUCAAGGGAGGGGAACCGCUGGAGAUGGCCCACAAGGCAAUCCACCUCUAUUUACUUCCUCCCAACCGAAACAUGCUUCCUGUAAACUUCCAGUGUUUUCCAAACUGUAGUGUGGGCCGGGUACAGGGUACAGUCGGUUAUGGUGACUUAGUGUGAAGCUGUACAUGUAUGAUAGGCAUUUUCCACUGCUAAAGCUACCACCAGUAACACAGAAAGGAAAUGACAGUUUUUUCCGCUCCCUCCUUUCCUCCCCAUUCAGAUCGGUGCGGUGAUGUUUGAUAAGACGGGCACCAUCACUAACGGUGUCCCGCGGGUGACGAGGGUGUUGGUGCUGUGGGAGAGGGCACGGCUGCCCCUGCGUAAGGUCCUGGCACUGGUUGGCACAGCGGAGGCCAGCAGCGAACACCCACUGGGGAUUGCUGUGGCCAAGCACUGCAAAGAGGUGAGGGUAUUUCAUUUAUAUUGAAAAAAAUAUAAACACAACAUGUAAAGUGUUGGUUCUAUGUUUCAUGAGCUGAAAUAAAAGAUCCCAGAAAUGUUUCCAUAUGCACAAAAAGCGUAUUUCUCUCAAAUGUUGUGCACAGAUAUGUUUACAUCCCUGUUAGUGAGCAUUUCUCCUUUGCCAAGAUAAUCCAUCCUCCUGACAGGUGUUGCAUAUCAAGAAGCUAAUGAAUUGAUUUCAAUUGACUGAUAUCCUUAUAUGAACUGUAACUCAGUAAAAUCGUUGCAUGUUGUGUUUAUAUUUUUGUCCAGUGUAUAUCUACCAGGUAUCUGUGCCUUAGCUGCUGUAUAAACACAGACAAGUCAUUCUCUUUACCCUGGAUAGCUUCUCCAGGUCGUUGAUAUAAAUGACAAUGAAUGUUCUCAGUCAACUUACCUGGUGAAGUAAGGGCUCAAUAGAAUUGAAUAAAGAACUAAUGUGUGUAUGUGUUUGUCUGUCUUUGUGUGUGUAUGCGUCUGUCCGUAUGUAUAUCAGGAGCUGGAGACAGAUGUGCUGGGUUCCUGUAAGGACUUCCAGUCGGUGCCAGGCUGUGGGAUCAGCUGUAAGGUGUCUAACAUUGAGGAGGUACUGCUGGAGGGUGACCGGGGCUCCUGUCAUAACCAGCAGGUCACACUGCAGGGGGCCACGACUGACGAGAGCAGCCUGGUCGGUGACACCGUGUCGGUGUCAGGUCAGUUUUGCUUUACAACAUCACGGUUUUUACCGCUUUACUUUGUGGUUGUACUCAUGAUGUAGUUCCAUUUGACCUCCUCUCCUGAUGAGUGUGUGAGAGAGACAACAAGAGAUAGACAGAGAGAGACAGAGAGAGAGAGAGAUGGAGAUGGGGAGAAGAGAGCGAGAGACUGUAGAAAGUUGUCUAGACUUGAAGUCCACUCCAUUGCUAAUAAUGUUUUGUGUGUUGUCCAGGUGCCUCUGCUAGCCCCUCCUAUUCGGUCCUGAUCGGGAACAGAGAGUGGAUAAGGCGGAACGGGCUUCAUGUAGGAGCUGACGUGGACGACGCCAUGUCCAGCCACGAGACCAAGGGGCAGACAGCCAUCCUCGUAGCUAUAGAUGGUACAGUCUCUGUCCAAUGACAGACAUUUACAUUUUUGACUGUGUCAUACUCGCAACAGUGGUUUAUCUAUGACCCUCAGGACUGUGUCAUACUCCAACAGUGGUUUAUCUAUGACCCUCAGGACUGUGUCACACUCCAACAGUGGUUUAUCUAUGAGGUACAUAUACUGAACAUGGGCUAUGUUUCAAUCCCCAGCAUCAACCUCACCUUUCCGUGUUGUGGACAUGUUCCAUCUCCUCUUCCUGUGCUCUAGGUGUACUGUGUGCCAUGCUGGCCAUAGCAGACACAGUGAAGCCAGAGUCUGCCCUGGCUGUCCAUACGUUACUCAGCAUGGGGAUAGAGGUGGUCAUGAUCACUGGGGACAACAGACGUACUGCUAAGGCUAUAGCCACACAGGUAAGAGAAGGAGAGAGACGGCAGGCGUCGCACCUGGGGAUGUGUGAAACGUGCUCCUCAUUCUGAAGUGUCGCCACUUGUACCGACAAAUUGUUCAUUUUCUUGUGGUGCCGACUGGUAAGACGAUUCGGGAGGGCGUGUGUUAGCAAGAGGGUUUGUAGCCUCGUUUUGAGCUGAGUCAGGAGGAAGCGGUACUCGCUAAGCAAGCAGCGUGGCGUUCAUUACACACACGUCUGCAUUGUGUCUCUGUCCCUCCUCCAGGUGGGCAUCAGGAAGGUGUUUGCGGAGGUACUGCCGUCCCACAAGGUGGCCAAGGUGCAGGAGCUGCAGGAGAGGGGUCUGAGGGUGGCCAUGGUGGGCGACGGGGUCAAUGACUCGCCCGCCCUCGCCCGCGCCGACGUUGGCAUCGCCAUAGGGACGGGCACCGACGUGGCCAUAGAGGCAGCUGACGUGGUGCUGAUCAGGGUGAGGAGCAGAGUGGGGUUGGGGAUGUUAACGACAUACUAGUUACUUGUGUUGUGAUCUACUUGAAAGGGAGAGAUGAGGUCUACAGGCUGUAUUUUCUGUCCCAAAGGAACUUUAGUUGUUUGAGUUUUUUCUCCUUUGUACGUAGAAUGAUCUGUUAGACGUGGUGGCCUGUAUUGAGCUGUCCAAGAAGACUGUUCAGAGGAUACGCAUCAACUUUGUCUUCGCUCUCAUCUAUAACCUGGUAGGGAUUCCCAUCGCCGCAGGUGAGUACCAAAUCAAAUCAAAUUGUAUUGGUUCGCAUACACAUAUUCAGCAGAUGUUAUUGCGGGUGUAGCGAAAUGCUUGUGUUCCUAGCGCCAACAGUGCAGUAGACUGUGUGUGUGUAUUUAUUAUGGAUCCCCAUUAGCUGCUGCCAAGACAGCAGCUACUCUUCCUGUAGGUGUCUGUGAGAUGCCUGUGUGCAUGUAUCCAUGUAGUAAAGCUGGGUUGUGCACUGUACUCCCCCAGGUGUGUUUCUUCCCGCUGGUCUGGUCCUACAGCCAUGGAUGGGUUCAGCAGCUAUGGCUGCUUCCUCUGUGUCUGUGGUCGUCUCUUCCCUCCUGCUAAAACUGUGAGUGUAUGCCUCUGCCCCUCUGUCUGUCCGUCCUUCCAUCUAUCUCCCUAUCGAUUUAUUUCAACCAAUCAAACUUGCCCUCCAUACUUUUCAACAUUCCAGAUGGGAACUUUUACUGGACGUCAUGCGAGCAUUUUCAUAUCACUUUUCAAGUACCUCAAUCUCUUCACUGUAAACUCGGUCCAUUGAGAAGCGUUUCCAUAGUAACCCGAGUAAAGCAGCGGUUGCCUGUAGAGCCGCCCAGGGCAGUGUGUCCAUGGUGUCUCUGUUGCAGCAGCAGCCCACUCACUGAACACUACCCAGACUGAACACAGUGCACUUUGACCUCUCCGCUGUUAACGAUUUGGAACCACUCCAACGCCCUCUUUAUCUAUCGCAAACAAUGUAAACGUCUCCAUCUUUCUCUCCUUUUCUGUUCCUUACAUACCACUUAGUUUUAUGUGAUGUUUGUCUUACUCACUCACACGUUAUUUUGCGUAUAUAAACACGGCACUUGUCCGUUUCAGGUCAAGUCUCUGUCUCUAACACUUUUCUCCCCAUCCUCCUCUUACUCACUCUCUUUUACUAAAACUAACCUCAGUCCUCUCCUGCCUCCCCCUGCUCCAGGUAUAAGAAAACGUCAAUUGAGACGUUUGAGUUCCGGGCCCAGGGGAACAUGAAGAGCCUGAGCCCCAGCCAGGUGAGCACCCACGUGGGUCUGGAUGACCGGCGACGAACCCCUCCCUCCCUCCGCGGGGCCUGGGAGCGCCUGAGCCAGGGCAGCCGCCUCUCCGUGCCCAUCUCCCUCUCCAGCCAGCCGGCCAGCCGAGGUCCAUCCACCCACUCUCUCCAGGACCAGGACCGCUGCUCCCUGCUGGACCACGAGAAGGAAGUGGGCCUCAUAGUGUAGCAAGGUGCCAGGGAGAGGAGGUUAUGUCGAAAGGGAAACUACCUGUCCUAUGGAAAUCGUCUGAUGGAAAGGUCCAAGGGAAACGGUCCACAUUCCUUAGUCGUAUCCUAUUCAUUAUUAAUUAUUAUGAGGAAAUGUUAUUAGUUUUCAACUUUUGGAGGGUGAUUGUCAUGUGUGGUGUGCCUACCUGUUGUCUGUUAUGAGUGUGUUCUAAUGAUACAUUUGUCUCUCCUUUGUCCCUGUAGUCCUUACUGUACAAUUACCAAAUAUAUUUCAGUAAAAUCCACCAAUGUUUCUGCUUUCUAC
Coregonus sp. 'balchen' is the source of this 15115-nucleotide messenger RNA. NCBI's taxonomy places the organism in Eukaryota, Metazoa, Chordata, Actinopteri, Salmoniformes, Salmonidae. The record is from the annotation of a GenBank genome assembly.